Nylanderia fulva is the source of this 5747-nucleotide messenger RNA. RefSeq names its product cyclin Y (gene CycY). NCBI's taxonomy places the organism in Eukaryota, Metazoa, Arthropoda, Insecta, Hymenoptera, Formicidae. The record is from RefSeq and is a predicted model, not a curated record. Gene Ontology annotation, molecular function: protein kinase binding. Gene Ontology annotation, biological process: regulation of cyclin-dependent protein serine/threonine kinase activity.
CUAUUGUGAAAUGACACUAUACAUCGUGGUGGAAGUCGGUGAAGAGGCGAGAAAUUCGGUUGUGUGCGACUUCUCGGAGCGCUUUCACGCGAGAGCAAGUGAACGCGAAGGGAGGGCGAAACAAAGGGGGGUGAAACGCGCUUUCGGACGAGAAUGGAAUUAUCGCGCGGCGACAAUGAACCGCGUUACGAAUCGCGGCUGUGAACGAACGUGCGCCACUUCACCAGGGUUGUUAACCAUAGCAGCAGCAGCAACACCGGGAACGGCGAGAUCGGCCGGCACUUUUCCGAGGCGCCUCGUUCUCUGACGAUCGUCCCUGGAUAAUAAACGAUCGUCGUCUCUCCGCGGAAGAGAGAGAGCAGGGUGCUCCCUUGUUCUCGGCUCGAAACGGAGGACCGCGAGCAUCUUCGUUCGCGCCGACAGAGAUGAGUCAGACGAGCGGGCGGACGAAUCGCGCAACUGUCAUUCGUACGAGCGGCCCCGUCAGCUGAUCGUUAUUAAACAACGAGAUGUGAGGUAGCGAGAGAGCGAGCUAAUUCUUCUCUAGUCGAACACGUACGCAUCACCGAUUUCGAUUAUCAUUAUUGUUAUUAUUCGCGGCCUGAUUCCUCCCGUAUGCAUUAUUAACAAGUGACUUGAGAGUGCGAGACCUCGCGAAGAAGAAGGGCCGAGUUGUCGAGUUGAAAUCUUACAUGGCAACAUGGGGAACAAGAAUAGCUGCUGCGUGUACUCGAGUCCACAGGUCGGACGCAAGGAGAUUGGGCCCGAGUGUGCCACGCGCAAUUUGGAGGAACACUUGCCGGAGGGCGGGAUCAGCGUUAAUAAUUUGCAACAUAUCAGUGAACGCGAGCCGGAAGACUGGGACUCCGAUCCGUCGUUGCAUCCGUGCGCGGGAACUAUUUUCAUGGAACGCUCGAAACAGGCGAUAGAGAAUGGUAUGGUGAGAAAGAAGAGCCAACAUCAGAUAGCGGAUACAAGGCCUUUGAAGAAGAGCAGUAGUUGCAGUACAAUAUAUCUAGACGACAGCACGGUUUCACAACCUAAUUUGAAAAAUACCGUCAAAUGCGUUGCCUUAGCUGUUUAUUACCAUAUUAAGAAUAGAACGUCACAUCGACAAAUUGAUAUAUUUGAUGAAAAGCUACACCCAUUGACGAGGGAUGGUGUUUCGGAAGAUUAUGAUAAACACAAUCCAGAGCAUAAACAAAUAUAUAAAUUUAUAAGGACUUUGUUUAAUGCCGCUCAGCUCACAGCUGAAUGUGCCAUCAUAACACUGGUUUAUCUUGAACGCCUACUUACUUAUGCAGAGAUUGAUAUAACACCAGCUAAUUGGAAACGAAUAGUGUUAGGUGCUAUUUUAUUAGCAUCUAAGGUUUGGGACGAUCAGGCAGUAUGGAAUGUAGAUUAUUGUCAAAUACUGAAAGAUAUCACAGUGGAAGAUAUGAAUGAAUUAGAGAGACAAUUUCUGGAGAUGCUGCAAUUCAACAUAAAUGUUCCUUCAAGUGUAUAUGCCAAAUAUUAUUUUGAUCUUCGUACACUUGCAGAAGCGAACGAAUUAACAUUCCCUAGUGAACCUCUUAGUAAGGAAAAGGCACAGAAACUAGAAGCCAUGUCCAGAGUUUACGAAGACAAAGUUACAGCUGAGGCUCUACGUACUGGUAUUAAAAAAUGGUCCAGCUUAGACAAUGUAUGCAUAGGUGGACCUAGACGUAGCAUUGCUAUUUUAUCUUAAAUAUAAUAUACGGAUAUAUAUGCGGAUAUCUCUCAACACAACGUGCAUGAAUUAAUGUUCAGAUCCUAAAGGUAUGUGAAAUAUUUUGGCAAUUAUUAAAUUAUCGAUCAAUUUUAAUCAUUGAAAAAAAAUGUUUAGAUUACCCUACAUUUUUGUUACAUUUCUAUUUAAUUAUUGUGAAGAAUGUUUGAUGUAUUAUAUAUACAUCUUUACAAAUUAUUUUAUACUGUUCGAGUUAAAUGUCUAAAUAUCGCAUGUACCAUAUGUAUCACUAAGUUGUAUCAUAAUGGAAAAUUUUUCAUUGCAAAUUUCGUUUGCAAUCACAAUCUUAAAUUUAAUUGCAGUAUCUUCUAGUUAUAAGACCGUUUAGGAUCGAGGCGCAGAUCUUUUAUACCUUCCAGGAAAUUGUUUUAUGAGUCUUGCCAUUAGCUCGUGAACCGGAAAUGUGAACGAGAUAGAACGACAUAUGAUCGAUGUUGGCUAUUUUAGCUUCCGACAUCAGAUAUGAUUCAUUCUCUCGAGAAACGAGAAGAGUAAUCGCAAUCUCAUAUAACAAAAAAUGGUCUUAUAAUCGGAAGAUACUCUCUGUAUAUAUGUACUCUAAAAUUUAGAUAUCUCUCAAUUUGUUAUAACUUCCAAUGCAUUAUCUACGCAUUAGAAAAUUCGAGAGACAUUUCAAUAGAAAACAAAUUUCGAAUUUAUCGGCUUUUUUGUUUUUAAUUGAAACAAUUCUUAAUCGCUUCGAUUAAUCGCGUUAUUAACUGCUAAUUACGAAAAACUAGAAUUAUUAUAAUCUUGUUUGUCGUAUAUAUUGAUGAAUAUAUUUCCAUUGCUUAUGCAAAGAUUCUACUAUCUGGGACCUUGUAAUGUGGAUAUAAUAAAGCAUACGAGAAUGAAGCGCACUGACGAAGCAAAACGGUGAGAAAAGUAAAGUCGUUUUAUAUAGUCGUAGCAUUAUCUGUACUGUCCUUAUAUAGGAGAGAAAAUAACUUGUGAUAUAUAUUAGUCAACUAUUCAUUAUCCAAAGCAUUUUAUAUAUUGACUGAAGUUAAUAAGAAUCAAAUCUACGGCUGACUUACUAGUAACAUUCUAAAAAAGCGAAAAUACACAGCAUGCUACACGCUAAAAUCAUCGAUAUUUGUUCGGAGUACGCUAAUUAAAAUUUGCAAACCAAAGCAAAAUAAUGCACAUUAUCUUGGUAUGUUCAAAUUAUUUUUAAGUAUGUAUCUUUUUUAUCUUUCCGCCUAUCUCGCUGUUUUCUACAUCGAAAAAUUAUCGAAUGAAAUUAUCAUGGAAUUUAAAAAUUAUAUUUCUUUUUUAUAACCGUAAUAACAUUCUAACAUUCUUUCAUUUUUUUGCUACAGCUUUUUAAUGUAAAUACGCCGUUUAUCUGUUUUACUUUGAUUCAGAGAAUAAUUUUAGAAUUUUCUUUCUCUUCAUUCUCAAAUAUUUGUAUAACAAUAUUAUGUAACAGUUAGCUGAUAUAAAAGGAGUUUUCGAUACUUAAUUAAUUUGAAUUAUCAAAUUUUAUAUAUGGACAACUAUGUAUUUUGGAUAAUUUAGUACAUAUAUACAUAAGAAAGAACACCAUUUACACAUGUAAUAAUAAGCAUAUAAUAGUAUAAUACAUUAGUAAAUCAGCCUUUAUAAACUUAUUAGAAAUGAAAAGCACGUUAAUCUGAAUCAUUGCUUUUAUAUGGCGCUACUUCCAUUUACAAGAAUUUUCAAUUUUAGAUAAUAUGCGAGAUAAAUAUAAAUCAUGAUAUUAGUAUCUUUAUUUCCAUAAUAUUAUAUUCAGUCAAGUAAUAAUAUUAAAUUUGAUUCAUGUAAUCACACAAUUUACAUUCUAUCAAAAUUGUUGAAAAAGAAGUUAAUUUGAUUAAGUCCCUUUUCUUAUUUGUUCUUACUUCUUUUCUUAACAUAUAAUGCAUCUUUUUAAUAUUCUUUCUGUGAAUGAAUAUAUAUUCACACAAAGAUAUAUUGCAUAAUUAUUUUUAUUAAUAUAAUUUCAUAUGCAUAAUAAAAAGUCGCAAAGUGAUGAUUCCUAUGGCCAUAAAUUGCUAUAAAAGAUUAAAACCUGACAGCUAUGUGUAUUUGUUUCGUAAAGCACUCAAGUAAUAUCUUGUAAAGAUCUCGUCCAGGAACACACACGCUCACUGAAAAAAAGAAAAAAGAUGAAAAAGAUAUGGAUUUUUUAUAUCAUACAUCUUACACUAUAAUAUGACCAAGGUCAGAUUGAGAUACCAUUAAUGUAAUUGUGUAUCAUACGCCACUAAUUGACUUGUGUAUGAUAUAAUUUAAUAUUUUGUACCUAUACCGAUUAGAACUUUAAAUAUAAGAUAGUCUUAUAUUGUACCACGACUGGUUAUGUCUAUAAGAAUUAAACUAUAAUAUCUGAAGUUCCGUUGGAUUUUCAGAAUGCGGUUGGAGUAAAAGCAAUUACAAUUUAUUAUUAUUUUUAUAUUUUAUUACACGAAAGUGUCAGAGAGUAUUGUAAUGAUCGAACUUAAAAAUAGAGAGAGACUGUAGUAGAGCGACUGUAAGUCCAAUCGAUGUGCGCGAUCGAGAGGAAACGAAGUAGCAGCGUACAUUCUUAGCUUUUAAUAGCAUAUUGUAUAAUAUACCGGAUGAUAAAAGCGGUAGUGUAACAUAUCUGCAAUUUCUGUCCAGAGAUUACAAUUUUUUAUUUUUUGCUGUCAGAUUUAUAUAAAAAUAUAUUUUUACUGCACUAACAGACACAAAAUACAAGACAGCUACAUUCGUAUUAUUGUAUUAUGUAUGCUGCAAAGAAAUAUUGAAGCUUGUAAUCACCGAGCAAUUACUGUGCGAUGCCAAAAUGAUUGUUAAAAUUAUAUUGUAUAGACUGUUGCACAUACACACACACGAACACACACAUAAAUGUAUACUGCACCGUGGAAUUUUCCUUCGCUUUACGCUAAUUUCUUUACGAUAAAAUUAAAUCUUCAUAAAUUUUCAGGUGCAUGACUAUUUUUAUAAAUAGAGAUUCAUUAAUAAAGACAAUCUUCAAGUCUUAUUGCGUCCUGUAAAUAAAUUGCUGAAUUUCGCGUAAGGUUCAUAUAAAUCAUGUGUAUCAUAAAUCGAACCACUUUGUUAGUCGUUACUUAAAAGUAUAUAACAUAUGUAUUUACGCUUGAAGGCAAUAUUUCAAAGGAUCGCCUUUAAGUCUUCCAUCCUAGCGUCUGUAUAGAGUCCUACAAUUUUUAACUCUUUCUCUUCAUGUGUAAUAAAUAUUAACAUUUUAUUAUGACCGAUGCUUUUGUAACAUGAAUUUGUGAUAAAUAGCUAUACCGAUAUAUAUUAAUAUUGUUUUGUAUAUAUACCCGCAUAAAACGUGCUGUCUAUUUUCACUCUGUAAAUUACUUUAUUGUCCGAUCACACAAAGUGACAAGUAUUAUAAGACUAUUAAAAUUUAUACUCUGUCGCAUUUUUCGCUUUCAAUUGAAAAGCAAAAAUCUUCUUGUCGAAUACAAAAAUUAAUGCUUUUGCUUAAGUGUUUUCAAAUAAUUGUCGCAUGCAAAGUGUACGUUUUUCUCUCUUGGAUAUGUAAGAUCUAUAUUAUUUACGUCUUUAAUAUAUAUAUAUAUUUUUUUAAUAUCUAUCUUUUUAUCCGAAAAAUAACACGAAAGCGUAAAAAAGUGAUAAAUGUGCGCAUACAUAUAUGGCAGUAAGAUGCAUAAAUCGUGAGCUUUUUGCAAAGAAAUUAUUAUUAAUAACAAUUAUACACACAGAAAUACAAUUAUAAGUUAUUCGGUUAUGUAUACAAUAGUUGUAUGUUGAAAUUCGAUAAUUGUAUACACAAACGGAGCCAUUUUCGUCUCUCUCUCUUUCUCUCUCUAAACCGCCAAAUUUCACGAAAAAAAAUCACUCAAUUUCCUAGAAAAAUAAAAUUGUGCCUGAAGUCAUUUACUUAAUUAACAUGUACAUUUGCAUUUGUAUUGUAUGCCAAAAUUUUUAACAUGUGUAUGUAUGAAACGAAUAUACACGAAAUUUUAAUAAA